This is a messenger RNA of Alosa sapidissima (American shad), 2507 nucleotides long. It is a transcript of the gene nrf1, whose product is annotated as nuclear respiratory factor 1. NCBI's taxonomy places the organism in Eukaryota, Metazoa, Chordata, Actinopteri, Clupeiformes, Clupeidae. The record is from RefSeq and is a predicted model, not a curated record. Gene Ontology annotation, biological process: regulation of transcription by RNA polymerase II. Gene Ontology annotation, molecular function: RNA polymerase II cis-regulatory region sequence-specific DNA binding; DNA-binding transcription factor activity, RNA polymerase II-specific. Gene Ontology annotation, cellular component: nucleus.
UCGAAUCGAGUGUGUGGGCGUGGUUUGCUUGACGCUGUGUAGAUCUGUGGUACCGCCAAGCUAGAGCUUCCGAAGUGUUUUCGGGCUGGCUGUUCUUUGUCCUCCAUUACAGCUCGGAUUCCCAGCUUGACUGUACGGCGCAGGCCCGAAGUAGCGCAGCCGCUCUGAGACUAGUGAGAGUCCCCCCGGUGUCCCCUGGCCAUGGAAGAGCACGCGGUACACCAGGCGGCGGAGCACAUGAGCACCAUCGAGGCGCAUGCCGUCUCGCAGCAGGUGCAGCAGGUGCACGUGGCCACCUACACGGAGCACAGCAUGAUGAGCGCCGACGACGAUUCGCCCUCCUCGCCCGAUGAUGACACCUAUGAUGACUCGGACAUCCUCAACUCCACCGGCACUGAUGAGGUCACUGCCCACCUGGCCGCUGCAGGGCCAGUUGGAAUGGCAGCUGCUGCUGCCGUGGCAACAGGAAAGAAACGUAAAAGGCCACACAUCUUUGAGUCUAACCCCUCGAUCCGAAAAAGACAGCAGACAAGAUUACUCAGGAAACUGCGGGCCACUCUGGACGAGUACACCACGCGUGUGGGCCAGCAGGCCAUUGUGCUGUGCAUCUCCCCCUCCAAGCCCAACGCCGUCUUCAAGGUGUUCGGGGCCGCCCCACUGGAGAAUGUUGUGAGGAAGUAUAAAAGCAUGAUUCUGGAGGACCUGGAGAAUGCACUAGCUGAGCAUGCACCCGCCGGAGGGGAGCUGAGCUCCGAGCUGCCCCCUCUAACUAUCGACGGCAUCCCCGUGUCUGUGGACAAGAUGACGCAGGCCCAGCUCCGUGCCUUCAUCCCAGAGAUGCUGAAGUACUCCACAGGCCGUGGGAAGCCCGGCUGGGGCAAAGAGAGCUGCAAGCCCAUCUGGUGGCCGGAAGACAUCCCCUGGGCCAACGUCCGCAGCGAUGUCCGCACCGAGGAGCAGAAGCAGAGGGUGUCAUGGACACAGGCCCUGCGCACCAUCGUGAAGAACUGUUACAAGCAGCAUGGACGUGAGGACCUGCUCUACGCCUUCGAUGACCAGCAGGUGACCCACCAGCAGGUUGCCACGACAGCCACGCACAGCAUCGCACACCUGGUCCCCUCACAGACAGUGGUGCAGACUAUCAGCAACCCAGACGGCACCGUAUCACUUAUACAGGUUGGCACGGGACAAACUGUGGCCACCCUGGCAGACGCUUCCGAGUUGCCUGGCACAGUUACUGUAGCACAGGUCAACUACUCGACCGUGACGGAUGGCGAGGUGGAUCAGAACUGGGCAACGUUGCAGGGCGGCGAGAUGACCAUCCAGACCACGCAGGCGUCCGAGGCCACGCAGGCCGUGGCGUCGCUAGCCGAGGCCGCCGUCGCCGCCUCUCAGGAGAUGCAGCAGGGGGGGACGGUUACCAUGGCGCUCAACAGGUACGCAAGCAAAGGGGCAGUGGGAGUAGAGGGAAGAGAGGUGAGGGAGAGAGAGGGGGGGAGGAAGGGAGUCGAGGGGAGAAGUACAGCGAGUCAACGUGUGUUGAUAUGUAUUCAAUAUGUGUUUCCUCUCCUGCUCUCUCCCCCUGCUGCAGGCCUGGUGCAGAUUCCCGUCAGCAUGUACCAGACGGUGGUCACCAGCCUCGCCCAGGGUAACCGGCCCAUGCAGGUUGCCAUGGCACCGGUGGCCACACGCAUCGAGAACACGGUGACGCUCGACGGGCAGGCCGUGGAGGUCGUGACCCUAGAGCAGUGACACACUCCCCCCCUGCAGGUGUUUGGGACGGGCAGCGUCGACCCCCAGUCGAGCCUCCCUGGGGGGGGAGGGGGGUUCUGAGAGCUGGGGAGACGGCACACCUGUUUUCACACACUGUAAUAUAUGCGUUGUAUAAAGACAAAAAAAUAUUGCUAUAUAUUUUUGACUUUUUACACCUGCAGGGGAUUUACAGGUUCUAGGAUCAUUAUCAAUGCAUCGUUUACUGUGUAAAAAAAAAAGAGGAUGUUUCUUUUUUGGGGGUUUUGUGUUUGUUUUUCGUUAUGGAUUUUCAUUCUUUUUUUUAGCUUUCUGAUGUUAAGGGUCUAGAGUAUUUAGUAUUUAUUUUUUAAAGCAUUCAGCAAAGCGAAAGGAGGCAAACCAAAAAGCAAGGGUGGGAUGGGGAUGAGCCUGUGGCCUUCCCCCCACACUCUCAUACCACCACACAAUCCAUUUCAUCCUUAAGUGUGCAUUGCAUUUGUUUUUCCUUUGUUGUUUUUUUUUUGUGUUUUUUUUUUUUGAGCUCUUGGAAUGAGGCAUUUUUACCUGUAGGUUGCAGGCACUGGCGGGUCCCCAAGAUGUGUUCCAUCUUUAAUUCACUCUUGUCUCUGUAUGAAACACCCAGACCACCCUCAGUAUGUUUUGCCUUCAUCACAGACUGCAUUAAAUGUGACUCUUCUCUGUCAUGGUCGUGGUCACUUUGUUUCCGGCACACUGCACAAGGGUUCGUUUAAUACGCGUAUGGAAUUUCAGUUGUU